Molecule: messenger RNA, 409 nt
Organism: Saccoglossus kowalevskii
Lineage: Eukaryota; Metazoa; Hemichordata; Enteropneusta; Harrimaniidae
Product: neurotransmitter transporter-like protein
Biological process (GO): nitrogen compound transport; amino acid import across plasma membrane; sodium ion transmembrane transport
Cellular component (GO): plasma membrane
Molecular function (GO): amino acid:sodium symporter activity
Source: RefSeq, marked provisional
AGUCACGGCAUCGUGAAAACAUGUACAAGCCAAGGGAAGAGGAUGAGACCGCCGACGACUCAAACAAUUUCCCAAACUGUACAGUUGCAACAGAUGAGAAGGUGCUCUCAUCAUUUGACAAUGGUCAUGAUGCGGGAAAGAGGGAGCAAUGGGCCAAAAAAGCUGAUUUCAUGCUUGCAUGUAUAGGGUAUGCUGUCGGCUUAGGUAACGUCUGGAGGUUCCCCUACCUUGCCUACAAAAGUGGUGGAGGAGCAUUCCUAAUACCUUAUUUUAUAAUGCUGAUAUUUGUCGGCAUUCCGUUGCUGUACAUGGAACUAGCCCUGGGUCAGUACAUUCGACUGGGACCCGUCGGCGCUUUCAAGAAGAUCGCUCCAUUUCUGAAAGGUCUAAAAAUACUGUAUUUUUCUGC